Messenger RNA from Ziziphus jujuba (common jujube), 2292 nucleotides. Its product is annotated as pentatricopeptide repeat-containing protein At3g62890-like. The transcript has a single exon. The record is from RefSeq and is a predicted model, not a curated record. Lineage: Eukaryota; Viridiplantae; Streptophyta; Magnoliopsida; Rosales; Rhamnaceae. The coding region runs from base 199 to 2085 and encodes 628 amino acids. Gene Ontology annotation, molecular function: protein binding; RNA binding; zinc ion binding. Gene Ontology annotation, biological process: RNA modification.
UUAAGGGAUUUUGUUCCGCUGCGUAGGAUCGUUUCGCAAUUCGUCUUCUGUGUGGUCUGAGGUACAUCACUGACUCGGUAAGCGAGUAAGCUAAGUAACGCAAACUCAGCCUUUACCCUUCCCGCCCUGGCUCUUCUCUACGCCCAUAACCACCCGAAAGUCACUCACCUCCUGCUAAAAUGCGCCACCCAGCUUACCAUGCGCCAUUUGUAUCAAAUCCAAGCCCAAGUCACAACCAACCCAAUCCCUUCCGUCGAGCCGAACCGCAUUGCCGUCAAGCUCAUCGGCCUGUGCGCUGCCCACGCUAACAUGCGCCACGGUGAACUCAUAUUCACCCACUACCUCACGAGCACCCCAAACAUCUUCGUUUUCAAUGCGCUCCUCAAAGCCUUUGCUCAAAACAAUGACUGGCGGAGUACUUUAUGUUACUUCAACUACCAAUUGCUAUUGCCAAAUGCUCCGGACCCGGAUGAAUAUACAUUCACUUCUGUUCUCAAGGCCUGUGCUGGCCUUGCCCAAGCGAGCGAGGGGGAGAAAACUCACUGUUUUGUAGCUAAAUAUGGGUGCGAGUCAAAUCUUUACGUUAAGAACUCGCUCAUCGAUUUGUAUUUUAAAGUUGGUUGUUUUGGAAUUGCUCAGAAGCUGUUUGAUGAAAUGGAUGUUAGAGAUGUUGUUACUUGGAACACUUUGGUUUCUGGGUAUUGUUUGAGUGGACACGUCGAUGAGGCCAAGUGUGUCUUUGAUAGGAUGGUAGAGAAAACUUUAGUUUCUUGGUCGACGAUGAUAAGUGGGUAUGCCAAGGUGGGUAAUUUGGAGGAAGCUCGACGGCUUUUCAGAGAGAUGCCAGAAAGAAAUGUGGUGUGUUGGAAUGCAUUGAUCGCCGGGUACGCCCAGAAUGAAAAGUAUGCUGAUGCCGUGAACGUAUUUCGGCAAAUGCAACAAGAAGGGGGCUUGGCGCCAAAUGAUGUAACGCUUGUUAGUGUGUUGUCAGCUUGUGCUAAUCUUGGUGCUCUUGAUUUGGGGAAGUGGAUUGAUAGGUAUAUAAGACGGAAUAGGAUGAAAUUGGGCCUGUUCUUAGGAAAUGCAUUGGCGGAUAUGUAUGCAAAAUGUGGAUGCAUAACAGAGGCUAGGCGGGUUUUUGACAUGAUGCAGGAGAGAGAUGUAAUAUCUUGGAGUAUUAUUAUCACUGGAAUGGCCAUGCAUGGGCACGCAAAUGAAGCUUUUGAGUGCUUUAAGGAAAUGAUCGCUCAUGCUGUGAAGCCAAAUGAAAUAACUUUCAUGGGGUUGUUGACAGCAUGUACUCAUGCUGGCUUGGUUGAUAAGGGGCUUGAUUAUUUUCAUAUGAUGGCACCAGCAUAUGAAAUUAUUCCCAAAAUUGAGCAUUACGGAUGUGUGAUUGAUCUUCUUAGCCGAGCAGGUCGCCUCGAUGAAGCAGAGAAGUUAAUCAAUUCAAUGCCUAUAAAACCGAAUGCUAUAGUUUGGGGAGCAUUACUUGGAGGUUGUCGGAAGUUCAAAGACGCUGAAAGGGGACAACGCGUUGUUCAUCGAAUUCUUGAACUAGACUCUGAGCACUCUGGGAGCUAUGUUUACCUUUCUAAUAUGUAUGCUUCAAUGGGUAGGCUUCAGGAUGCUGCAAAGUGUAGGUUAAGAAUGCGGGACAACGGAGUUACGAAAUUACCUGGCUGUAGUUGGAUAGAGAUUGGUAACACAGUUUAUGAGUUCUUUAUGGGCGAUCACUCACAUCUUCAAUCAGAGAAGAUAUACCUGAUGAUCAAAGAACUAAGAUGGAAGAUGAAGCUAGCUGGAUACAGGCCAAAGACAGACCUUGUAGUGCAUAGUAUAGAUGAAGAAGAGAAGGAGGAUGCUUUAUCUGUUCAUAGUGAGAAAUUGGCCAUUGCAUUUGGGCUAAUCAGUACGAGUGAAGGAACUACCAUUCGAAUCGUAAAAAAUUUGCGAGUUUGCAACGAUUGUCAUGAUGCAACAAAAAUAAUCUCUCAAAUUGUUAAGCGAGAGAUUAUUGUUCGAGAUAGGAGCCGCUUCCAUCAUUUCAAAGAUGGUAGAUGUUCUUGUAAUGAUUAUUGGUAACAACAGCUAACAUUCUGAGGGAUGCAGGUGAAGUGGUUUCUCUAUUUUUCCGAUGAAAUGAGAGUUUCUUCAUAUGUUGUAUAUAGAACCAGAUAAGAGUUCUCGGCAAAGAACCGAGUUUAGUCCUUCUGUGCGUGUGGAGGUUUAGCUUCUCUUUAUUAUUUAUUUAUUUAUUUAUUUAUUAUUAUUAUUAUUAUUAUUAUUAUU